AUGGGGCCAGAACAUUAUGCGUUUGAUGCUUCCUACAAUUUCCAAAAGGUCGUCUUGUUUAAAGGAAUUGUUACUCGUGAUAGACUAACUGCGAGUGUGAUAGCCCCUAUCAUGAGCAAGCAGUUGUUUAUGGCUUCAUUUAUUGAUCUGAGAAAGGCACGUUUGUCGACAGUACUCAACAUUGAAUACAUCGCUCUAAACUAUAGAGCUAAAGUUAACCUCUUUAGCACUGGUCAAAUUCGAGCAACAUAUAUCCAGCGUGUGACACCCCGUCUAUAUUUGGGUGGUAAUUUCUUCUGGACCAGUGUGCCUCAGAAGUCGUCUGUAGGCUAUACUGCAAGAUACGAGACCGAUAAGAUGGUCGCCACUGCUAAAGUUGAAAGCAGUGGUGAUGUACUUAUGACCUACGUUCAUAAGAUUUCAAAGAAGGUUUCACUCGCCACUGAUUUUGUGUACAACUGCUUUUCAAGAGAUGUUAAAGCUAGUGUUGGGUAUGACUACAAGUCUAGACUGUCUCGUGUCCAGGGAAAGAUUGAUUCUAACGGUGUUGUAUAUGCACAUCUUAAAAGAAAAUUGAAUGUGGGACUCAGGUGUCUUCUAACUGCAAGUUUGGAUCUUAAGAACAUGAAUCAGAGGCUUGGUUUGCGCUUAAUAUAUGGUUAA
This is a messenger RNA of Camelina sativa (false flax), 663 nucleotides long. Lineage: Eukaryota; Viridiplantae; Streptophyta; Magnoliopsida; Brassicales; Brassicaceae. The record is from RefSeq and is a predicted model, not a curated record.